Molecule: messenger RNA, 2208 nt
Organism: Phytophthora nicotianae INRA-310
Lineage: Eukaryota; Oomycota; Peronosporomycetes; Peronosporales; Peronosporaceae
Product: CAMK protein kinase
Exons: 1
Coding region: 171-2078 (635 amino acids)
Biological process (GO): intracellular signal transduction; positive regulation of apoptotic process; protein phosphorylation
Cellular component (GO): nucleus
Molecular function (GO): protein serine/threonine kinase activity; ATP binding
Source: RefSeq, a predicted model, not a curated record
GAAAGUGAAACGUGUCGCCGGCCCCCAAACGCAGCAAGUGACGGUCAGGUCAGUUCGGCUUUUGCCAUACCCGAGACCCAACACCAGCGCGCGUGUGCCAAUCCCCUCGCGCCCUACUCGUCAGCUUCUCCAAGCUGCCAGAGUACAUCAAGAGGCCUACACACCUCCCUAUGCCCAUGAUGCCUGCGCCGUCGCUCUCCAUCCAGGUGCAUCCCAGCCUACAAACCGUCUACGUCCGUAUGAAGGACCGGUCGGGCACCGUCGCUAUCGAUAUGACGCCCUCUCUGCUGUCCCCCAAGGAGCUCAUCGUGCGCUUCCACGAACAAGCGUUCGGCAAGAGCUUCGCAGCCUUCGCCGCCAAUUCGAGUCUGCUAGCUCGACGCCGCAAUGAAGAGACGCUUGUUACCAGUCUCAACGAUCUGCAGGACGGCGAGGUGCUGGUCUAUAAGCCUUGCGAGGAGCUACGCACACUCGUAGAACAGGGAUGUAUCACCCCCGUGCUCGCCACACACUCCCCAGUAGUAGACGUGAGUCCGUCCAGCUCCCCGCUUGGUUUAAAACGCAAGGGACGCGCCAAAUCCGUGACCAACAACGUCGAGCGAGUGCACCGGUACGCGUCCGAUCUGGCCAAGAUGGACGUGUCCCCUAAAGAGAGGGAACUCAUUGAAGACAUGCUCAUUGUGGGCGACGAACAGGUCGUCGACGCCAUGGAACAAUUCGUCGUGCACCGGAACCCAGCGCUAGUGCGUCGGGUACUGCACGGCCCCGCUGCUAAGAAGAAGAACGCGGCAUUAGACAAUCUCUCGAUGGAUUUCUCCUCCAUGGACAUGCACUCGCCUGCCGUCCCCACAUCCGGACACGACUUCAGCGACCCGUUCCUUGUAGGAGGACAGAACCCGUUCGUACGAGCCGCAGCGGACGCCGAACCGCAGCAUCCGUCCAUGAUGAACGUAGACGACCACACUGCGACGGACGGAGGACGUCCGUCGCUCCUGUUCGAUGACGCGCUGUCCAGUCCGCCUAUUUUCCUGCAGUCUAUUAAGGAGAAGGUGACACCUCCAUCCGGACAGUCGGCACGGAUGUCGUUGUCGCUGUCGAACGAUCUGGACCCAAGUAGGAACGCACAGACGCCCACGCAGCUCUUCUCAGUGGAGAAACUGCUGGACAAUGUGCCCGUCGCGCGCAAUUUCCACGAAAAAUACACGGUGGGUGCAGUACUAGGAUCGGGCAAGUACUCGGUGGUGAAGCGGUGUACCAAACAGUCGACGGGCGAGCAGUUCGCAGUCAAGAUCAUCGACAAGCGACAGAUGAUCGAGGUGCGUUUCCUCAAGAGGGAGCUAGAGAUUAUGUAUGGACUACGGCAUGACGGAGUCGUCCGACUUACGGAGCUAUUCGAGAGCAACGAGAGUCUCUUCCUGGUUAUGGAGCUGUGCGGACAGGAACUGUUCGAAUUUAUUGACCGGAACGGGCCACUUCCCGAGUCCACCACACGUCCACUUAUCCGUAAACUCGUGCGUACAGUCGCGUAUCUGCACGCACAGUGCAUCGUACACCGCGACAUCAAGCCGGAGAAUAUUCUACUACCUCCAAACAGUCAGGACAUGAGUGAUAUUAAGCUCUCGGACUUCGGAAUUGCGCGAAAAUUGGACGGACAUGGUCACGAUAAUGUACUUACGCCACAUGAAAGUCUGUCCGAAGUGGCAAACCUGCACGACGCGCCGGCGACGAGCGCCACGGGCCUGCCGUCAGCCACGGAUAUGGUACGUAACCGGAUGGCACGAGCACACACCAAGUGCGGCACACGCGACUACAUUGCGCCUGAAGUUAUGAGCGGCAAAGGUUACGGCACUGAGGCUGACUUGUGGAGUGUGGGCGUAGUGACGUACGUGCUCGCCAGUGGCUGUGCGCCCGUGUUCCUGCCCACUGCUGAAGGUGUCAAGAAGGUGUUCUUCGCCGAUGAAACGUGGAGUGGGGCGUCCGAAGACCUUAAGCGGUUCAUCGAGGCGCUACUGGUGCGCAACCCGGAGAAGCGGAUCACUGCCGCUGAUGCGUUGGAACAUCCGUGGCUUAAACAGUAAAGGGAUUCCAAAUUGUUAGCUGUCAACUUAGAGCGGAGAGAAGUUACGAGUGUUAGCAUAGCUUUUUUAUCAAGAGACCGAACCAAAUACUAUGUAUUAAAGCAGCGACCUGAGCUCUUGUCCAUUCUAA